Messenger RNA from Penicillium lagena, 948 nucleotides. Its product is annotated as putative 3-oxo-5-alpha-steroid 4-dehydrogenase. Gene Ontology annotation, biological process: polyprenol catabolic process; dolichol-linked oligosaccharide biosynthetic process. Bases 1 to 948 code for a protein of 315 amino acids. Gene Ontology annotation, molecular function: 3-oxo-5-alpha-steroid 4-dehydrogenase activity. The record is from RefSeq and is a predicted model, not a curated record. Lineage: Eukaryota; Fungi; Ascomycota; Eurotiomycetes; Eurotiales; Aspergillaceae. Gene Ontology annotation, cellular component: endoplasmic reticulum. The transcript has 2 exons.
AUGGAUGUCAUGGCACAAACCCUCGACCGCUGCCUCGAGGCGGCGGGCAUGGACGCCGUGGAUGCGCUGCGCAGCUUCUUCGUCCUCGCGGCGGCAACAACCAUCUCCGUCAGCAUCCCAUCCUCCCUCCGCUCCCGCUUCCUCGUCUAUGGCCCGCGCGCAAAGACCAAGACCACUCCCACCUCCCGACCCUCGACAGGUCUCCUGGACUACCUCGCAACAUGGCGGGUGCCGCACAGCUACUUCGCCCAAUUCUACAUCGCGUCCCUCCUCUCCUCCCUAUUCUGGGCCUGGCAGGUUCUCACCAAAGGCACCGCAUUUCUCGCCAUCGCGUCACGCGUGAGCCCGGAGCACCUGGCGCAGUCCAUGUCCGUUCACCAGGUCGUGGUAUGCUGGAUCCUCAUCACCCUUCAGGGCGCACGACGGGUGUGGGAAUCAUACGCCUUCUCAAAGCCCUCCUCGUCGCAGAUGUGGGUCGUGCACUGGAUCCUAGGGAUUUGUUUCUAUCUCGCAACCGCCCUAGCAUUCUGGAUCGAAGGCUCGGGCCAACUGCUUUUCCAUGACAUCUCCGCAUCCCACUUCAAUCUAACCAUCGCCCCGACCCUGCGCACGUUCAUCUGCGUCCCUCUCUUCCUCAUGGCUUCCGGCAUCCAGCAUGAUUGCCACCACUACCUCUCCACCUUGAAGACGUACGCCGUCCCCGAUGAUCACCCCAUGUUCCGCGGCGUGGUCUGCCCGCACUACGGCGCUGAAUGCCUGAUCUACCUUUCGCUGGCAAUACUGGCUGCGCCGCCAGGCCAAUUGGCGAACAAGACGCUGUUGGCGUGUUGGGGUUUCGUGGUUGUCAAUCUCGGCAUCACGGCCAAAACGACUAAACUGUGGUACAUAGAGACUUUCGGGGCGGAGGUCGUGCAGGGUUGGUGGCUUAUGAUCCCGUUCGUCUAUUAG